CAGACACUUGUUUACCAUAGUGCGUUCUUUAUUCAAAAAAAUUUUACGGCCAGUGACUUAAAAAAAAGUUGGAGCGCGGGAAAGAAUUCAAAUUUAGAAUUUGGUGUUCGAUUUUACGCAACGUUUAGUUCUGUGGUUCUGCCAGUUUUUAAACAUGAAAUUCUUUUAUAAAGUUGUGUUACCUUUCGUAGGUGUAAUGUUGGGUUUUUACUGCAUAACUGGUUCUACAGGUCUGUACAUCACAAACCUGUCGCAAGCGUGUUUCCGCUGCCUUUGCCACGUCGCUACAGGGUGUGCUGUGUCUCAUGGCUGCACGGGGGGGUACUGCGGGCCCUUCAACAUAUCCAGGGUGUAUUGGAUAGACGCGGGGAAGGUCACGUUGCCUGAAGACGAUCCUGAGAGGAACCAUGCUUGGGAAGACUGCGCCAGAAGCUAUCACUGCGCUUCGAGAAUCGUCGAAGGAUAUUUGCAGAAAUUUGGCAAGGACUGCAACAGCGACGGAGUAACCAACUGCUUCGACUACAUGAUGAUUAACGGUAACGGCGGGUAUGGAUGCACGGCGCCGCUGAACCGGUCAGCCAACGGGCGGCGAUGGCUGCAGAGGUUUCAGGAGUGCGCUCUGAACUUAUAAAAUACGAUUACACCCAAACCAGGGCAUUUUCAGAUGGGACCCCUCAAUUAGCGUAAGCUGUUAACAAAAAAUAACUCAGUGUCGG
Messenger RNA from Leguminivora glycinivorella, 716 nucleotides. Its product is annotated as lysozyme-like. Lineage: Eukaryota; Metazoa; Arthropoda; Insecta; Lepidoptera; Tortricidae. The record is from RefSeq and is a predicted model, not a curated record. Gene Ontology annotation, molecular function: lysozyme activity. Bases 155 to 631 code for a protein of 158 amino acids. The transcript is spliced from 4 exons.